AUAUAGCCGAAAGUACCCAAAACAAAAGCCAAAACCAUAUUCUCUUGCAGCAAGCAACUGGCAUCGACGCCCGCCCUUGAGACUUGAGAACCAGCACAAGCCAGAGGAGGAGGCCACAGUGACCCAAUCCAAAGUCGGCGAAGACCUCUAUAUAUAUAUAGCUUAGGCCUAGGGCACAACAGAGCCGAACCAAACAUGGCGCAUAGAAUGCUCAGAGAUCUGGAGGCCGAUGGCUGGGAACGCUCCGACUUCCCCAUCAUCUGCGAGUCUUGCCUCGGUGACAAUCCCUAUGUUCGCAUGACAAAAGCAGACUUUGAUAAGGAAUGCAAGAUUUGUACACGACCGUUUACAGUUUUCAGGUGGAGGCCUGGUCGUGAUGCCAGAUUUAAAAAAACUGAAAUUUGCCAGACAUGCAGUAAGUUGAAAAAUGUUUGCCAAGUUUGCCUUUUGGAUCUUGAAUACGGUUUGCCGGUACAGGUUCGAGACACUGCUCUGUCAAUCAAUUCCAAUGAUGCCAUUCCCAAGAGCGAUGUGAAUAGGGAGUAUUUUGCUGAGGAGCAUGACCGCAGGGCUAGAGCUGGUUUAGAUUAUGAAUCGUCAUAUGGAAAGGUUCGCGCAAAUGACACCAUUAUGAAGCUUCAAAGAACAACGCCGUAUUACAAAAGAAAUAGAGCGCAUGUCUGCAGUUUCUACAUAAGGGGUGAAUGCACAAGAGGUGCUGAGUGCCCUUACAGACAUGAGAUGCCCAUAACUGGGGAGUUGUCACAGCAGAAUAUUAAAGAUCGUUACUAUGGAGUGAACGAUCCGGUUGCAAUGAAGCUACUCAACAAGGCAGGAGAGAUGCCUUCUCUGGAACCUCCUGAGGAUGAGAGCAUCAGAACCCUCUACGUUGGUGGGCUUAAUGAAAGGGUCACAGAGCAGGACCUGAGGGAUAACUUCUAUGCCCAUGGUGAAAUUGAAUCCAUAAGGAUGGUGCCCCUACGAGCUUGUGCUUUUGUAACCUACACAACCAGAGAAGGUGCAGAGAAGGCUGCAGAAGAGCUCUCCAACAAACUGGUCAUAAAGGGUCUGAGGCUGAAGCUGAUGUGGGGUAGACCUCAAGCACCAAAACCAGAGUCAGAGGGCUCAGAUGAAGCAAGGCAGCAGCCUGCAGUGGCUCAUAGCGGGAUGUUGCCUCGGGCAGUUAUAUCCCAGCAGCAGAGCCAAUUACAGCCACCUGGCACUCUGGACCAAAACCAACCUAUGCAUUAUUUCAAUAUUCCACCUCCUCCUCAGCAGGAGAGAGCUUUUUAUCCGUCAAUGGAUCCUCAAAGAAUGGGUGCCGUUAUUCCAUCACAUGAGGGGGCUUCCACUGGGCCCACAGGGUCAGGUGAGAACAAAUCUGGGCCUGAGAAGCAGCAGCAAGGCCAUCAUUAUCCCUAUCAAGGUAUGCCACCACCACAUGGGCAAUAUCAUCAGCAGUUCUAUCCUCCAUAUGGAUAUAUGCCGCCAAUGCCACCUUAUCAGCAAUACCCUCCACCAUAUCAUUCAGCAAUACCCACUCCACAGCCUCCACCAAUGAACCAGCCUUAUCAGCAUUCUGCACCACCAGGGUCUGGUACACACCCAGGAUCUGCACCAUCAGGAUCUGCUACUCACCCAGGGUCUACAUCAGGAUCUGCACCACCAGUGUCCACCCAGGCAGGGUCUGGACCAUCGGGAUCCUCAACUCCCGGGUCAUCUCAGCAGUGAAACAUUUUUCCCCUUGUAUUUUCUUUUUAACUUUUGGUUAUAAGUAAUGCACUUCUCAUGAAGUUGACUAAACUGGCUCGCAUCUUGGAUUCAAAGAUGCUUCUACUUUCAAGCAUUCCAGAGUUGUAUUUUAUAUCUCAUGAUAUGUGCAUUAUAACUAUUGGCUCC
This is a messenger RNA of Quercus robur (English oak), 1899 nucleotides long. RefSeq names its product zinc finger CCCH domain-containing protein 49-like. The record is from RefSeq and is a predicted model, not a curated record. NCBI's taxonomy places the organism in Eukaryota, Viridiplantae, Streptophyta, Magnoliopsida, Fagales, Fagaceae. Gene Ontology annotation, cellular component: Prp19 complex; U2-type catalytic step 1 spliceosome; U2-type catalytic step 2 spliceosome. Bases 196 to 1731 code for a protein of 511 amino acids. The transcript is spliced from 4 exons. Gene Ontology annotation, molecular function: pre-mRNA binding; metal ion binding; U6 snRNA binding.